This is a messenger RNA of Marmota monax (woodchuck), 7447 nucleotides long. RefSeq names its product zinc finger protein 395 (gene Znf395). The transcript is spliced from 11 exons. NCBI's taxonomy places the organism in Eukaryota, Metazoa, Chordata, Mammalia, Rodentia, Sciuridae. Gene Ontology annotation, cellular component: nucleus. Gene Ontology annotation, biological process: regulation of transcription by RNA polymerase II. The record is from RefSeq and is a predicted model, not a curated record. Bases 2968 to 4533 code for a protein of 521 amino acids. Gene Ontology annotation, molecular function: RNA polymerase II cis-regulatory region sequence-specific DNA binding; DNA-binding transcription factor activity.
AAGAACAGUUCUCAGCCUCCCCCCCUCCCCUUUGAGUACUGGGAAGUCAUAAAAUUCUUAGUAAAAACAACCAUAUCCAGUAACUGAGUGCAGGGAAUUAAAACUUGCUCUCCUCUGUUUUUCUUCUGCUGCUGCAUACACAUUGCUCUUGCUGUCCUAACUCCUGUGUCCUCUGACCAUGUUAGUCAUGUUUUCUUUUUAUGGCUACUCAUGCACCUUACAUAGCACUACAAAGAGAUUUCCAGUGUCUCACAGGACAGCUUACUGUUCUGCUGUAGCUGGGAGAGAGGCUGAGUUUUAGCAUAUUUUUUUUUUAAUUGAGGUACAUUUUACAUAUGGUGGAAUGUUCAGAUUGCAAGGUUGUUGUUUAGUCAGUUUUAACAAAUGCAUAUGGCGAUAAAACAUAUCCAUCACCCCAGAAAUGUUCCUUGGGACCAUUUCCAGGUAAUCCUAUAGGAAGUGCCAUAGAUCUGAUUUCUAUCACUAUAGUUUUGCCUAGUCAGAUCUUAAUAUUAUAAUUGUAUGUUUCCAAGGACUCUCUAAGUAGUGCUUUGAAGAGGUGAAGGGGUGUGUGUGUGUGUGUGUGUGUGUGUUUAAAAAUCACUAUUGGGACUGGGGCUUUAGCUUAGAGGUAGAGAGCUUGCCUAGCUUGCAUGAGGCCCAGGGUUUGACCCCCAGCACUGCAAAGCAUAAACUAAAUAAUAAUAAUAAUGAUAACAACAACCUCAUCAGUAUACUAUAUGAUUAGGUGACCCCAGAAAGUAAAUAAUAAUGUCUUAGCAUUUGUCUGAUGAGAAGUUCAGAUUUUUCCUUUCAUUGCAAGGAAUCCCAGUUCCCAGAUGUAAGAGUAUAAAGCACAGUCAGCUCAUCCUUGUGUGGAGGAGACGUGGUCGUGUGUGCGCCUAUGUGCCUGUGUGUGUUGUAAUUUGUUUUGUUGGAGAGCUGAAUUGCUGGGUUAGAACUGGAGUUGCUCCUGGGACAUCCCUUUGGAUUACCAGCAGUCCCCUGACAUGCUUUUUCUUUUUUUCCUGCCUCUCCCUUGAACCGGUUGGCUAUGAAUUUAAGAGUCCUUGGAGUUAUGGAGUUGCAGAGUUGCGCUUGUAAGAUUGAAACAAGAUCUGUGUGGCAAAGCCCACUGCUGGCUGGGAAUGCGGAUACGUGCUGCUCAGCUCUGAGCCUCCUGGCAAGCUGAACCAGACUUGAGAAGAUCACUCCUAAAUUCAUUAUAAAAAUGUAUUGAGCAGGGUCUGCUUCUUUUCUUUCUUCCUUUUUUAAAAUUAAAUGAUUGCAUGAAAAUUUCAUUAUAUAAGUAAUACAUGAACACAUUCUCUGUAGGGGAAAAGAAUGCAAAUCCUCCAGACUAGCUUCUUCCUUGACCACCACUCCUAAUCCCAGUCCUUUCCCCAGAGACUGACCACCCUCCCGGGGCUGCUAGUAUUCUUCAGAUGCUUUGCAUAUUUACAUUUAUGCCUCUAGGGCUUACAGAAAGUCAAGUGCACUGUACUGCACGUUCAUAGACCACAGCAGGGUCUUCUUGAUCUUAUUUAAUUCCUGCUUGCUCAAUCUCUUUUAGAAAUAGAAGGCUAAACAAUUGUUUCUCCUUUCCUAGUGUGUGGACAUGAAAGUUACUUCUGAUCCUUUUCUGUUACAAAUAUUGUUACAAAAAAACAUUGUUGCACAUGGGCUCUUUGCAGCUCCUGUGAGUUUUCUCUGGAGUAGUUUCUGAGAAAGUGGAAUCAUGGGGUAGGGGGGUACUUUACUUGUAUGUUCAGAUAAAGGCACACUAUAGGGACACUUCUUUGCUUAGAGUUACUAUAGACCCAGGGAUGCUUGCAGUCUGCUAAACAUUGGAAGACUAGGCUAGGACUUAGAAUGUGCCGGGUGUGGGGUGUGUGCUCACCUGCCCUUGGGGGCCACACAGGUCUCUACUGGUUGGUGAGAAGGGUUGAUGUUGGGAAGGUCUCUUCUGGGCCCCACAGUUAAUUAUGUCUGAUCCCCGCCUUUAGGACUUUGGCCUGUAUAUUGAUAGUGCUUGCAUGGGGGAGAGUCAGGAGGAUGGAUGAACAGUCCAUUGUGUAUUCUGGAUGAUAAAUUCUAGGCCCACUCCACUCAUUAACUACAUACCUCAUUGCUUCUGUGGGUCUUCUCCUGGCCAUCUUUAAAAUGCAAAGUGUGGCUUAAACACUCAAGCUGAAGUUGAGGCAUUUGGAAGUAUUUUUAGUGUUCUUUUAAGAGCAUCUUGAACCCUGCCACAGUGCUGCUACUCAUGGUUUACGUUAAUUAGAGAAAAUGGUGUGUGCCUCUCUGUUAUUUAUGCUUCUGGCUACCGCCUCCCCAGCUCUCUGCAGAACUUCUGGAAAACAUGAAUUAUAAUGACAUCAGGUCUGACUGAUGGCAAGGGAGGGUGUGGCCAUGUCCCUCCCCAAGACACUUCGAGACUGGCUAUGUGCUGGUGCCACUGGUCACCCAGCUGGGAAGAGGCAGAACCUUCUGCUGCCUUCAUGAUUCCCUGUGCCGUGGUCUUCAGAUCCUUACGCAGAUGGUGGUGAAAACAGCCCACGUCCUGACCCUGGGAGAACCCCACAUGGCAUCCGUACCCUUGUCUGGGCCCAGCAGUCCACUUCUCUUACCUUCUUUGAGGUUCUCAGACAUCUCCUCUCUGGGCUCUGGUGAGUGUUAGGGCCUCCUUUCCUGUCAUUUCAGGCUGGGUGACCAAGUUAGUGCCCCUUCCUCUCUCACUUGGUGGGUUAUCUUAGGGCCCUCUUGGCCUUGACCUUUCUGGUCUGAUGGCGGGGGUGGGGGGGUGUCUUCUUAGCUUGCCCUCCCAUCCUGCAGCAAGUGCAGGUUGACCAUUCUCUGGCUGUGCAACUCGUCUUUCUUGAUGGGCAGUGACCGUUGUUCUAAGAUGGACACAAUUUAUCUAUCUAUCUAUCUAUCUGCGGUGCUGAAUAUCAAACCCAGUGCCUCAUGCAUAUGAGGAGACACAGCAGCAUGGCCAGUGUGCUGUCUCGCCGCCUUGGUAAGCGGUCUCUCCUGGGAGCCCGGGUGUUGGGACCCAGUGCCUCCGAUGGGCCAUCAGGGGCCAGCUUGCCCUUGGAGCCACAGGCAGAAGUUCCGGAGGGGGCUGCUCCCCAGCCCUUCCUCGCCUCCAAGGACCCUACGUGCCAGGAGCAGCCCAAGGAGGUCCUCAAGGCUCUGGGCACCACUGGCCUUCAGCAAGUGGCCUUUCAGCCUGGACAGAAGGUCUAUGUGUGGUACGGCGGUCAGGAGUGUACAGGCCUGGUGGAGCAGCACAGCUGGGCAGAGGACAAGGUGACGGUCUGGCUGUUGGACCAGAAGUUACAGAUCUGCUGCAGGGCGGAGGAAAUAUGGCUGGCAGAGCUGCAGGGCAUGAUGCCCCAGGUGCCACCUCCAGAGUACGGGGCCCAGGCAAUGGCUUACAGACCUGUCUCCAGGAACAUUGAUGUCCCAAAGAGGAAGUCAGAUGCGGUGGAAAUGGACGAGAUGAUGGCGGCCAUGGUGUUGACAUCGCUGUCCUGCAGCCCGGUUGUGCAGAGUCCUCCUGGGGCCGAGGCCAACUUCUCUGCCUCCCGUGUGGUCUCGGGUGACCCGUGGAAGGAGAGCGGCGAUGUGUCAGACAGUGGCAGCAGUACCACCAGUGGGCACUGGAGCGGGAGCAGCGGCAUCUCCACCCCUUCGCCGCCACACCCCCAGGCCAGCCCCAAGUAUUUGGGGGAUGCCUUUGGUUCUCCCCAAACUGAUCAUGGCUUUGAGACCGAUCCUGACCCUUUCCUGUUGGAUGAACCAGCUCCACGCAAAAGGAAGAACUCUGUGAAGGUGAUGUACAAGUGCCUGUGGCCCAACUGUGGCAAAGUUCUGCGCUCGAUCGUGGGCAUCAAGCGACACGUCAAAGCCCUCCACCUGGGGGACACCGUGGACUCUGACCAGUUCAAGCGGGAGGAGGAUUUCUACUACACAGAGGUGCAGAUGAAGGAGGAGUCUGCUGUGGCUGCGGCAGUUCCCUCUGCCCCUGGGACUCCCACCGUUGAGCCAGCUCCCACCCCCCGAGUGACCAGCCCAUCCCUUGCCACUCUUCCACUGCCUCUGUCCAAAGCCCAGACCUCUGGCCCGGAACACUCUGGUCUGGAGUCUCCCCUGCCCUCGGGUGCUCUCAGCAAGUCAGCUCCUGGCUCCUUCUGGCACAUUCAGGCUGACCAUGCAUACCAGGCUCUGCCAUCCUUCCAGAUCCCCGUAUCUCCCCACAUCUACACCAGCAUCAGCUGGGCUGCUGCUCCUGCCGCCGCCUCCCCGCUCUCUCCGGUUCGGAGCCGGUCACUCAGCUUCAGCGAGCCGCAGCCUCCACCUGCAGCAAAGUCUCACCUGAUCGUCACCUCUCCACCCCGGGCCCAGGGCAGUGCCAGGAAAGCCCGUGGGGAGGCCAAGAAGUGCCGCAAGGUGUACGGCAUCGAGCACCGGGACCAGUGGUGCACGGCCUGCCGGUGGAAGAAGGCCUGCCAGCGCUUCCUGGACUGAGCCGCCAGCCACUCUGCUCCAGCCCUGCCCGGCAGCCUGAUGGCAGUCGGCCUUGGGGGAAGCAGAGAGGUGCAGAGCCCGAGCGGGUGGUUCCCACUCUGUUGGCUCAAGUGUAACACUUAAAACACUUUCUCCCCCUUGUGGGAACGUUUUAUUUUUUAAAAAAGAAGCAAAAAUAUUUUUUCCCCCAAAAUAGGAGAGAGCCAAGACUGACGAAGGGUAUUCUACAGCGAACCAGAGACCAAAGAAUUACUAGUCCCUCCCACCUGCCCUGCCCCGGGGGCACUGGUUUGUACUGGACUGUGUGUCCUGUUUCCUGCCGAGUUGGUGGAUCCUUUGUUUUCUCAACUUUUCCAGAAAGGACUGUGAGCAAGAUGAAUUUCUUUUUCUUAAAAAAUGAGGAAGUUUCUGGCUGGGGGUGACAUGAGGCAGGACCACAGGUGGGGUGGGCAGCAGACGUGUGCCUCCUGGGGGGUGGCUCCUCUUCCCUGUCUGAACAGCUUUUGGAAGGAAGAGGAAAAUCCUUCAAAGGUGACAGCAUUUCAAUCUGGGUUUCCUCAGAGGUUGGGCUGCCUCCCAACAAGUGCUACAUGACUUCUUUUCAAAGCCCAGACGAGUCUGCUUUUAAAGACUGUCCUCAAAUCGCUGAGCCCAGGCUGAUGGUUUCUGAGACGGGGCGGUUCAACACUACCUUGACCAUCCUUCUGUGUCCUGGAGGAAGUGCUAGAGGUCUCAGUGUCUGGGGAACUAUCCUUACCUGAACAAAGCCCCCGAGGUCCUUCCCUCCCGUGUGGAAGGACAGGCCAGAACCGUUGAAUCUUAUCUGGUUCAUUCAGAUAAGAUUGAAUGAGGGGGUUUCAUUCACCCCUUUCUGUGGGUGGCCCUGAGAAACUCUGGAGGCGCUCUCGUCUCUGGGCUUCACCAGGGGUUUCCCCGUUUUUGCUUUGUGCGGAAGGCAGGGUGAAGAAGGUCAAGGCGAGUCCUUGUGGGAGUGAGAUUCGGGAAGUCCAAGAGGAAGGCAGGGUGGGCUAGCCAUUCCUGCCGUUUUGGCCCUUGGUGUCUCUAGAGGCCGCAGGGCUUUGGGGGAGAGGGUUGCACUGAGGUCAGUCUGCCAGGCUGUUCUUGUCGAGGGCAGAGAUUGAGGCAGUUGAGUGCCAACUAAGGAUGAAUGGAGACGGAGUGGGCCAAGCCCUGACGUUGUCUGAGUCUCUCCUUCCUCCCAGCCGACUUGGCUGCAACGCUUGUGGCCUGCUGAACAUGACCACCCGGGGCCCGGCUGUCUCAGACAUGAGUCCUGGACUGAUGUCCCAGGUGUCACAGGCUUAGGGAGUCCCACCAAUCCACCUCUCCUGAGCCUGAGCAGCAGUGUCCACCUUUGAUUAUCAUUGAGACUGUCCUCUUCGUCCCAGGUGAAAACACCUGGCUGCUGACGCUCUGUUGGUGGCUUCACGUGGGAAAUAAAUGUCUGUUUUUCAAUCCGAGACACAUGGAGCAUUACCAAACCUGCAAACCUAAGAAUAGGGGUGUGAUGUGGUGAAGGGUGUAGUGGCCUGGGCUGAUGACAGAAGGGACAGCCCCUCUUAUGCAAGAGUGUCUUUGGUGGGGGUGGGGAUAUAUUUUUAUAUUUUAGGAGAAAGAUGUAUAUGGGAUUCUGUUUCUUGGUGAAGCUUGAAACCAGGUCAGCCAGAGGUGGUCCAGGCUCUUGUGUCUCUUUGACUGCAAGGAGAGUUAAAAGCUGAUGGCCUUCUUGCCUCAUUUCCCACGUUGUCCCUCUUCAGAUCUUACUGGGGAAGGGAGCACGGGGGCAUGUGGACACGUGGGGACUGUGCAGGAGGUCCCCCCUCUUAAACCCCGGCUCGCGCUGAGUCUCACCGUCAGCAGCGCUGUUUUAAUCCCUGCCUCCAUUUGGACCUUGGAGAUAAAAACUGGAUACAAAGAUGUUGUCCAUGUGUGGCCGGCUUCUCAUGCCGUGGGUACCCAAGACAGAAAAGGAGGAGAGAGAGAAGGAAUUGAUGGGACACUUUAAAAGCUGAGGUGGCUUUCUUGUUCUUGUCCUUUAUCUCCUUUCCAUGCGGCCUUCCCUGUUGCAUCGGCUCCUUCCCCCUUGGCGGUGGCGCGGGCCUCCUCGCCCUCCGUCCACCUGCUUCUCCGUCUCGUUGCUCUUAUGUUGGUUCCUGUCGGGCGGCUUGUCCUUGGGGUUGCUCCGCUUGUUCCUCCUGGGAGGGUGGGGGUGGCCGGUGAGUCGACCUGGCGAUCUCUCCCUGCUUCCCAGACCCCUGGGCCGCAGAAUCUGGCUGGAGGAAGAUGCCGCAGGUGUGCAUUUGAAAGUAACAGGACUCAUCUGCAAAGCAGUUACCUAAGGAAAGGUGUCCAGUGACGUUUCCCCGUAUUCGGGUUCUCUUUGAGGUGCCUUCAGAGCCGGGGCUGUGUUUGGAGCAGCCUCCGUGAGGCUGGGUCUCCGCCAUGUGUGUUCAGUGCAGAGUCCAGACCAUGUCUGCGGUCAGGGCACGACUCGGGUGGAGAGUCAAAGGACUCUCAAGUAACACAGCUCAGAGUUAACGAGGUGACUUUUAACCCCUCUCUGAAGGCCAUCGUGUAACCUCAAACAGAGUUGUGAGCAGUCAGUGACUUUUUGAAGGACAAUAUCGGAUGUGGGAACUCUGUUGGAAGAAAUCUGUCCUGUUCCUUUCUGGUCAUUCCAGGUUCUGACUUCACCAGGGGUAAAAAGAAAAAAAAAAAAGGGAGAUAAAUCCCAUUUGUGAAUUGUUUUAUUGGCACCCCCCGCCCCCUGCCCAGCUGUCUUCCAAGUAUUAUUUUUACUGUUAAAAUUUUUUUAAAAAAAUGUGAAAUGUAAUGUUUUUACAGCAACAAUAUGAAAUAUAUUUUAUAAGGAAUAAAAUGGUACAUUGUCUGA